Molecule: messenger RNA, 435 nt
Organism: Hydatigera taeniaeformis
Lineage: Eukaryota; Metazoa; Platyhelminthes; Cestoda; Cyclophyllidea; Taeniidae
Source: the annotation of a GenBank genome assembly
AUGCGUGAGAUUGUUGACAUUCAGGCUGGACAGUGCGGCAACCAAAUUGGUGCUAAGUUUUGGGAAGUUAUAUCUGACGAGCAUGGUGUAGACCCAACUGGAACUUAUCACGGCGACUCCGAUCUCCAGUUAGAACGCAUCGAUGUCUAUUACUAUGAGGCCUCUAAUGGAAAAUAUGUUCCCAGGGCUAUUCUAGUGGAUCUCGAACCCGGAACCAUGGACAGCGUUCGUGCUGGUCCCUUUGGCCAAAUUUUCCGCCCUGACAAUUUUGUUUUCGGGCAAAGCGGCGCUGGCAAUAACUGGGCGAAGGGCCACUACACGGAGGGUGCUGAACUGAUGGACUCCGUCCUCGAUGUGAUCCGUAAGGAGGCUGAGUCCUGUGACUGUCUGCAGGGUUUCCAGCUCACCCACUCUCUCGGUGGCGGCACGGGGUCU